Australozyma saopauloensis is the source of this 492-nucleotide messenger RNA. RefSeq lists its product as uncharacterized. The transcript has a single exon. Bases 1 to 492 code for a protein of 163 amino acids. The record is from RefSeq and is a predicted model, not a curated record. Lineage: Eukaryota; Fungi; Ascomycota; Pichiomycetes; Serinales; Metschnikowiaceae.
AUGAGCGGAGUAGCCCCUUCUGAAAGUGCUAAGGAGCCCAUUCAGAGCACUGUAUCCAAUGAGGCCAAGCAGCCCAAGAAAGUUUACUACUCUACUGGCCGUGGUGGUGCCGGUAAUAUCUUAUCUUCUACAGAGGCCCCCUCACCUCAAAUGGUGCCCCAGGGCUCCAACACACCUAAGUUGACCACUAGCAAAAUCACAACUGGAAGAGGUGGAUAUGGUAAUAUGGUGAAUAACGAUAGCCCUGAACUUGCGCGCAAGCUUCAGGAUGUAGAUGGACAGCAGAAGAAGCCAGAUUUGUACGCAGUUGCUUCCAACAAGUCAUUCACAGUGGGCCGUGGAGGUUUUGGAAAUGUUGUAUCGAAGACACGCUCCAACGGAAGCAGUGUUGGAUCUGGAGGCAACAACAACUUGUACACCGUGAUCAGUCUGGGUGGUGAGAAGCAUAAGAAGACUGGUUUCGUGAAGAAGGUGAAGAAUUUCUUCUCUUGA